Messenger RNA from Dentiscutata heterogama, 234 nucleotides. The record is from the annotation of a GenBank genome assembly. NCBI's taxonomy places the organism in Eukaryota, Fungi, Glomeromycota, Glomeromycetes, Diversisporales, Gigasporaceae.
AUGCCUCAAGUCAUGGAUGCAAGGGCCAUUGAAGGAAAAGUUAGGAAUUUAUUAAACUACCACACAAAAAAAUAUAAAACAACAACAAUUACCUCUGAGCCUAACAACAAAAAAAACAUGCCAAAACCCACUUCAUUUAGUCUUAAGUUCUCGGACACAAGCUCUACUUCAAAUGCUUCAGAUUCUACUCAAGACACAAAAACAGCUUUUCAAACUAAUAGCAAAGCAUCCUGA